This is a messenger RNA of Motacilla alba alba, 2418 nucleotides long. It is a transcript of the gene C2H1orf35, whose product is annotated as chromosome 2 C1orf35 homolog. The coding region runs from base 299 to 1243 and encodes 314 amino acids. The transcript has 9 exons. The record is from RefSeq and is a predicted model, not a curated record. Lineage: Eukaryota; Metazoa; Chordata; Aves; Passeriformes; Motacillidae.
AGGGGAGCGGGGGCGGCUUUGGGAUUGGGGAUUUGGGAUUUUGGAUUGGGGAUUUUGGGAUUUGGGGGCUCCGGGGGUCCUGCCCGCCCGGUCCUCGCACUCCCCAACCCGGAGAGGUCUGGGCUGCGGGGAACCGCCCCGAGCUGCUCUCACACGCCUCGGGGACGGGCAAGCUCCCACCUCAGGCCCUGCAGCGUCCAGGUCCUGCAGCUUCCCCCGGCCCUGAAGCCUUUCCCAGAGCCUGAAAGUCUCCUUCAGGUGCCCAGGAUCCCCCGAAUCCGCUGCGGGGUGCGGCGCCAUGUUCGGCUCCUCCCGGGGCGGCGUCCGGGGGGGCCAGGACCAGUUCAGCUGGGAGGAUGUCAAGACAGACAAACAGCGUGAGAAUUACCUGGGGAACUCCCUGAUGGCGCCGGUGGGGCGGUGGCAGAAGGGCAAGGACCUGACCUGGUAUGCCAAGGGCAAGAAGGACACGGGCCCCCCACUAUCCCGGGAGGAAGAGCUGGCUGCAGUCCGCCUGGCCGAGCAGGAGGCCAUGAUGGCAGCGCUGGGCUACAAGAGCUUGAAGAGGCAGCCCACGGGCCUCAGCAAAGAGGACCUGGCUGAGGUGUGCAAGAGGGACGGCGGCGAGCGGGACGAGAAGGACGUGGAUCGGGUGGUGGGUUUGGGCAGCUCCAGUGGCAGUGCUGGCAGGGUGAUGCUCUCCAAGGAGGACAGAGAGGCGGCCAAGAUGGGGCUCUCGGUCUUCACGCACCAGAAAGUCUCCAGCAGCCCAGAGACAUGUGUCUCCAAGAGGAAGCAGGAAAAGGAGGAGAAGGUGGAGGAGAAACGACCUGAGAGCAGCAAAAAAUCCAAAAAGGAGAAGAAGAAGGAGAAAAAGAACAAGAAAAAGAAGAAACAUAAGAAGGAGAAGAAGAAGGACAAGGAGAAGCAUUCCAAGAAGGAUGCUGCCCCAUCAUCCUCCGAUUCUUCCCCGGAUCGGGAUAAGAGGCACCACCGCAGGAAAACGCCGCAGCACUCGGCGGCGCCGCGGCACGGCGGCCGGCGGCGGCACGACACGGAAUCCUCGGCGAGCAGCGGCAGCCCCGCCCGGAGCCCCGCCCGCCGCCGCAGCCGCAGCGGGGACAGCAGGGACGGCCGGGGCCGCCACCCGUCCCCCCGGAGGAAGGGCAGGAAGAGGAGCAGGUCCCGCUCCCCCCCGGCCCGCGGGCUCCGGCAGCGCCACGACACCGACUCGGAGGACUGAGAGGGAGCCUGGGCUCGUGUCAGGGACGUCUCCCGUAGAUUUCUAUUUUUAAAGCAAUGACAUGAAAGGCGCCGCCGUCCCGCGGGUGCCGGGGCAGUGUGGCAGGGGCGUUAAGGCUGUGGUGCCAGCCCUUCCCCUGGGGCAGCGGGGCCCGGGCACCCUUCUCCUCACCCCCUGAAAUCCAUCCAGGCAGCACUGGGCACGGAGGAUGCUGUGGGUGAGGGCUGGCUGUGGUGCUGAAAAUGCUGUGGAUACCUCGUGUUUAUGGAUAGAGACUUUGGAAGAGAUAAUUAUUAUUAUUAUUGUUAUUAUCAUGGGGUUUUGUCUUCUUUCCCUGCCCUUGUAGUGCAGUGGCUGAAGAGUUUCUUUCUUUAAAGAUUCCCUGAGUUCAUCAGCUGCAUGGAUGGGAGUUCAAAGCUCAUCUAGUUCCAGUCCCCCUGCCAGGGGCAGGGUCACCUUCCCCUCCAAGCCCUGUCCCACCUGGCCUUGGACACCUCAAUAAUUCCUCAGCUUACAGGGAGAAAGUGGACGGGACCAGGUGUCUUCCACGGGCUUUUGCCUUGGCCACAUCCCCUCACCCCAGGGAGCAGCAAACUCCCUUCCCUUGCAGGACUGAACCCUCAGCACUUGAUUGUCCUGAAAGAGCAGAAUUUGACACCAAUAAAUAGAAAUAUUGAUCCCAACGGAAAGGGGGUGUCCCGAGCGGCCCCGGAGCAUCGCUGCCAAGCACAAGGGCCUCGUUUGUGUAAUUAACGCUGCAUUGAAGACAGGGAGGGUUUGUGUGCCUCGGUGGACACGAGCCCAGUGGCACCGCGCUCGGGAGCUCACAAAGCCCUUCUGUCCCAGCACUGGGAGAUGCUGCGGAGCUGGCACAGCCCUCGGUGAUCCCCACCCCAACGUGAUUUUUGGGGUGACGGCCCCUUGGCACCAGGGCUGCUCCUGCUCCGCCCCAGGGAUGCCCAGGGCACAGCUGGGGCACCCCGAGCCCGUGCACUCCCUGGCCAGGAGCCCUGCUCCUGCUGCUGCUCACCAGGCUGAGCUCGGGGUCACCUCCCUGGGAUUUUGGGUUUCUUUGGGGUUUAUUUUUUGGUUUCUUUGGGUUUUCUUUUUGUUUCUUUGGUUUUUUGUUUUAAGUUGGUUUUUAUUGUUUGUUGGGGAUUUUUUGUUUGGGAGUU